ACACACACACAGUCACAGUUCUCAGACUCGGGAGUUGGCGGUUUGAAGAGGAGGUUGAGAGAGAGGACAGAUGGGCUCCACACACACACCGGAACAGAACGAAGAGCUUGCUGAGCAUCAGUGAGAAAGAGAGAAAAAGCCAGGGAGAGAGAGAGCGAGCGAGAGAGACAGAGUGAGAGAGAGAGAGAAAGCAAGCAUGGGAGGUGAGAGAGAGAGGAGAAGGAAUAAAAGAGGGAAGAGAAAGGAAGAGAAGAAGCAGCGAGCGCGUGAGUGAACGAGCAAUUGAGCGAGAGAGAGCGCGCGUGUGUGUGUGCAUGUGUGUGUGUGAGUGAGCGAGCGAGCGAUUGAGUCGUGGAGGAUUUGAAUAGCUCAGGUCGCGUGCACUGUCUUGGAGGAGCCACAUCAAAACAAGCCCCUGAAUUGAACGCCUGCAGUCCGGUCGGAGUCGCCGCGGCCAGGGGAGCGCAGAAGCCAAGCUUCACAUGAAGGAUUACUGCCCGCGGAAGCACCAGCCUCAGAGAACUUUCUGGUGUUCCAGCAUUCUGGGCAGAGGAGGGUGAGGUGAAAACCUGGGCAGAGAAAAGCGGAAGAGGCCAAAGAGAGGCCAAGAAAGAAGGGGCACUUAGAGAGAGGCACCGUCAUGGAGAGUGCUGAAGUCCAGUCCUGGCUGUCUACCGUCAGAGGGAAGGAGAACACGGAGGGGGUCAGGGGUGGAAAGUAGGACAAGCCAGGUGUAACACACCAGCUUGCCGUUACCCAUAACCCCCUCCUACUAAAAGCGUCUCUCUCCUGCCUGUGAUAUAUUUAGGAGCAAUGUGCUAAGUGCACUCAUCACACCUCUUUGUGAUAGUCCAAACUCCAUAAAGAUUUCAUUUUUUUCUCCUUUUCUUUUCCCUCAACACACUCUCUCUCUAUUUCUUUUGUCCAGGGAUUAUGUGGAACAUAAGAGUCAUAAAACAGCCCAGUGAGUGGCUCUCAUCUCCUGGUUUUCUUUGCUGAGCUGAAAUGCUCUCUGCAAGUCCAACUGCAUGGAGGACAUGACGUGUGUGGGAGCACGUGUGUGUAUGUAUGCGUGCGAGCGUGUGUUUGAGAGGCCGUGACCACUGUUGAGCUGCACCGUGACGUUCCCUGCUUCUUCGGUUGACUCAUGGGACAAAAGCUCAGGAUGUGUCAUAUCCCACACAGCCCCAGAACUGCCCUGAAGUUGGCCAUCCAUCACAGUGCUCUGCUUUGAUUCGAUUACUGUGGACAUACUGAGACACAAACUCACACACUGACGCACACGCACCACUGAGUACACACACGUCCAGUCAUGUGACCAAAGCACAGGACCAGUCACACAGACUGCUGAGAGCGACUGGUCAUCUUCAAUGUGGUGUCAAGCCUCCACACUGUCACCAUAGCAACCGUCAGUUAUACAAAAAAGCGGUCACGCCGAAUUUCUGUGCGUAUGUGAUGGUACUGGAAUUUUUUGUAUAUCAUGUAUGCAGGCUUGAUGUUUUUCGGUGUCAUUGUAGUAAUAACGUGAGUGCACAAACAUUCUGACUCACUUCCUGCCCUAGGUUCUGGGCUCUCUGGUCAAGAGACUGCUUGUCAGAGUGGAGGGUCCAGGGAGCCCGCUGGCGUCAUGGUGAGCAAGGAGCCAAACUGCCUGCCCACCACCAACAGCCACAGCAACGGCAAUCCGGAGAAAUCCGCCACCAUGACCGUGCGCUCUGUCCUGCUCAACCGCAACUCGCCGGACAUCGAGAGCCGCCUCAAGCGACGUCGGAACCGCACCCAGCAGGUCCGCUUUAAGGACCUGGAUGAUGGGGAGGUGCCGGAGACUAAGCCUGAGAGACGCAGUCCUCACCCCGGCCGUAAGAGCCCCACACACACCCCUGCGUCCAGCUGGCGGGAUGAGGUGGCCAACGGGCCGUCGCUCGUGGGGUCAGUGCGGGGGGAUAUGGAGAGCACCAUCGGUGCCGUGGAGGAGUUCCUGAAGAGGGCGCCCCGCCACCCUCUGACCCCUGGCCCGACACGGCGCAGCUGGGCCCCGCCGAGGCCCUGCUCGCUCACACUGCCCCUGCCCCGCCAGCCCUGCAUGAGCACAGCCAUCCAGACCUCCCCAAGUCUGCAGAAGCCUCACAGCCUGCCCCGCAGCCAGAGCCUCGGGAGCUCUAUCAGGGCCGGCUGGGACGAGGACGAGGAGGAAGAUCUGCUGAUCGGCAUCGUCACUCCCAUGUCCUCCUCCAAGGAAAUGGGCCGUGCUGCUGCUGAGUUGGAGGCUGCUGGCUCUGCUCCACGACGCACGCAGGCCAAUAAGCCUCACUGUCUGUGCUCAGGUGAGGAUUCUGCUGCCCCCUCUGACCUGGGGGAGCGGCCCUGCUCUUGCCCCACAGUUGCUCCAAAGUCAAUACCCGGUAGGUACAGGGGCAGGAGGAGGCGCAUCACCCGGACAGCGAGUGAUCCUGGACGGGCCGAAUCGCCAGCUGUGUCCCCCGCUCGAGCUGCAUCUCCCAGUGACCGACCAACAAGUGUCGAGUCACCCAGUAGUUCUCCUCCCCAAAAAUCCCCACUUAAGAGCUCCCCAACCCAAACUGACAUGUCUGUUUCUGCCUCCCAUGAAAAUGCUACUUCCUGUGUCCAAACAACAGCUAAUUCCUGUGACCAGGUCACAGCAGCCUGCACCCCUCAAGAAACUGUGCCCACAUGCAUUGCUCCAACUACCCCACCUUCACAUAAUAGACCAGUUCCAAGCAUGCCCAACUGUGUGCCCUCACCACAGAGCUCUCCAUCAUCUAAAGCUGUGCUUCCACUCAACAAUGAUUCAGCUGAUUUGUCUACUUCCCCCGUCCAAUCCACUUUCAUGACUCCGGCUCAAAAAAUCAGUUCAGCAGCUGAAACUUUGCCACAUUGCACCAAUCUGACACAAUCUGUGCCAGCUUGCAAGACUCCAAAACAACCUGUGCCAUCUUGUCAGACUCCCACGCAGACUCUGAAAGUUAAGACACCUACACAAACUGUGCCAUCUUCCAUCCCCGCUGCUAAAUCUGUGCCAACCCCUCAAAACAAUAUAGAAAUUACACCACCCUCAGUUGCCCUUACACAAUCCUUGCCAACUUGCGAGACUCCUAGACAAACCAUUGCGUCUUGUGAAACUCCCACGCAAUCUGUGAAAGCUAAGACCCCUAAACAAACUCUGCCAUCUGCCAUUAUUGCUACGACACCUAUGCCAACAAGCCAAAAUCCUAUGGAGACAAUGCCACUUUUAAUCACCUCCACACAAACUUUGCCAAAUGCAAAUACUUCUGUAAAGCCUGCACCAGACUGCACAACAUCACAACACACUACACUUUGCAAAUCUCCCACACAGCCUAUGCCUGUUUCUAAGACUCCAUCUAAGCCUGUGUCAGUUUGUGAAACUCCUGAGCCAAUCUGCAAGACCCCAACAAAAGCAGAACCAGCACCAUCUCAGACUUUAGCACAGACUAUACCACGUUCUAAGACCCCUACACAAAUGGAACCAUCUUGUAAAACUCCUGUACAGUUUGUGCCAGAUUGUAUAACUCCUUCACAACCAACACAACGUAUUCCAGUUUGUAUGACCCCAACACAAUCUUGUAAAACUACACCUUCCUUGUCAGAUUGUACAUCUCCCACACAACCUACAAUGUACAAGACCCCAAUACAUAUUACACCUACCACACCUAAGUCUCCUACCAACUCUUUGUCAAUUUCUAAGACUCAACCUGUGCUGGAUUGUACAACUUACACAGAAAUGGCAGGGCCUUGCAACACCUCUGAUAAUACAGGGCCAUCAUAUCCAGCUGCUGCACAGGUAAUGUUGCCCUGUAAUGCCAUUACACAGAUGCCUCCAUGCAUUUCUGAGAGAACCCAAGCACCAUCUUGCCCAUCAAACACACAGGCUGUGCCACACUAUUUCAACACCACAAACAGUGUUCCACCAUGUGUAGCCCCUGCCCAAAUCAUGCCACCCUCUGCUCCUGCUACUAAUACCAUGCCAGCUUGCAUCAUCCCUGAAUCUGCUGUGCCCCCUUAUGUCACUCAACAAACAAUCCAAGUUUGCACCUCCCCUUUUAAAAUGAUCCAUCCUGGUAUUAUGCCCAACCAGACGUCAUCCCCAAGUAUUUGCGUGCGGCAGGUGUCCCUCUCCCAAACUGUGAUCCCAGCUUCAUCCCAGCCACCAUGCCCUGCUGCCUACCUGCCCCAUGCAGCACCCCCGUACAGCUCCUCCCCCAGAGCUAGCCCUGCUCCCUCUCAGGCCCCUCCUUACACUACUCAGGACAGAAAGCUCCCUCCCCCACCUCCACCCCCUCCUCCAUACACACCCCGCAAGGAAGGAGCUACUGCCACAGGGCAGACUCGCCGCCAACCCACCCCAAAGGCCGCAAGCACUGAAAAGGAGAAGGCUAAGGAGAAACAGAAGUUGGGGAAUGGUGUGCUGAUGCGGCAACUGGCUGCAGGCGGACAUAUUUGUGGAAAGGCAGCAGGGGGCGCUGAAGGGGGGGUGGGAGUUGGGGUGCCAUGUGUGCCCCCCAAAAACACUGCUCAGGCUGCCAUCAAAGCUGCCACCAUGGGCGCCCGCAGAGCUCUCUUCUGCUCUGAGGCUCAGGCCUGUGCCUCCCAGUGCCCACGACCUCGCACUCCCUGCGGGCAGCAGCAGCAGAGCUCAUCUGCCCAAGCCGAGGGCCAGGCAGACACGCUCCGGCACGUACAAGAGCUGUUAGGGGGGCUCAUGUCUGGUGCCAGGUGCAAACUGGACCUCACCCGGGCCAAGGAGAAACUUCUGGGCCCCAAUGGCCCACUGUAUGACAUCAGCAGCCUGCAGUCGCAGCUCCACAGCCUGGAGGGAGUACUGGAGACUAGCCAGAACACCAUCAAGGUACUGCUGGACGUCAUCCAGGACCUGGAGAAGAAGGAGGCUGAGAGGGACGGGAGGCACUCGUACCGUACGGGGCAGGACAUUGAGAACUGUGGCACGUGCCGAGACUGCGCUUGUAUCAUCUACAGCGUGGAGCACGACUUCCGUCUGCAGGAGGGCCAGGUGACACGUGCCUGGAAGGUCCCCGAGCCGCAGGAGUCCGAGCAGGGCUCCCCCCAGACGGUGCUGCAGUCGCCCCCGGGCCGCAACCAGGACUCCCCGCAGUCCGUCAAGAAGAGCCGCAAGAAGUGCUUCUGGUUCCUCUGAGGAGGAGGAGGCGCCGGUGUCCCCCAUGCGGGAGAAGGGCGCAGAGGUCCCGCGAUAACCGCUGAGAGACAACGGGACGGAGGGGAAGGGGAACACUGUGGAUGGACAGAUGGGGAUGCAGGGACAAUGACAAAAAGGAGAGACGAGGGGGGAGAGAGACAGAGAGAAAGGAAUGGAGGAUGAGGGAAGGGAGAGGGGGGAGGUGAAGAGGGAUUUAUCGUCAUCACUUUUUGGAACUAUGAGGGUCAGAACACCAGCUUUUAUACUUCGAAAUAAAAACUAAAAAGAGAGAAAAAGAAAUUCAUCUCUUUGAGAGACAAAAAGGACUAUUAUUACACUUCCUUAAAGCUUUUAAAAUGAUCUCUUGAAUUUCACUAUCAUGCCGUGCUGCCCCGAUCCAUUGCAGGCAAGCAUUAUGUGAAGUCAGAUAAUAAAAAUGUGUACAUAACAGAGAGUUCUACAAGUUUGUGAAUGCUAUAUUUCAGAGGAAAAAAAGUACAUUUACGGCUCUAUAAAAUAUUUUACUACACAAAUAAUCUGUGUUGAAGUUUCUGUCUCUCAACAAAAAUGAAGAUUAU
Alosa alosa (allis shad) is the source of this 5769-nucleotide messenger RNA. Its product is annotated as proteoglycan 4. The transcript is spliced from 4 exons. The record is from RefSeq and is a predicted model, not a curated record. Gene Ontology annotation, biological process: inhibitory postsynaptic potential. Lineage: Eukaryota; Metazoa; Chordata; Actinopteri; Clupeiformes; Clupeidae. Gene Ontology annotation, cellular component: postsynaptic density. The coding region runs from base 1628 to 5191 and encodes 1187 amino acids.